Aedes albopictus (Asian tiger mosquito) is the source of this 1053-nucleotide messenger RNA. RefSeq names its product inosine-5'-monophosphate dehydrogenase (gene ras). Gene Ontology annotation, biological process: GTP biosynthetic process. NCBI's taxonomy places the organism in Eukaryota, Metazoa, Arthropoda, Insecta, Diptera, Culicidae. Gene Ontology annotation, cellular component: cytoplasm. Gene Ontology annotation, molecular function: IMP dehydrogenase activity. The record is from RefSeq and is a predicted model, not a curated record.
UCGUGCUCAGUUUGUGGCAUGCAUUUUGGUUGUACGGUCACAGUCGAAGUGAGUGUUCUGUAAUAAUUUUCAUUUGCUUCCAAUUUUACAAUAUUUGCUACAAUUUGAUAUAGACGAUUUGGAAGUUCUUCCACUGCUUCAACAUAAAAAAUACAAGUAUAGUAAACAACAUAAAAUAUGACUAUGGAAAAUGGAAUGAACCUUCAGGACGGCUUGUCCUGUGAAGAGCUAUUUCGCAACAGCGAUGGAUUGACAUACAACGACUUUAUCAUUCUACCCGGCUACAUUGACUUUACGGCCGACGACGUGGACUUAUCUUCGCCUCUUACAAAGAAGAUUAUGUUGAAGGCACCUCUGGUUUCAUCGCCAAUGGAUACGGUUACCGAAGCUGACAUGGCUAUAUCAAUGGCGCUAUGCGGCGGUAUUGGCAUCAUUCAUCAUAACUGUACUCCCGAAUUUCAAGCUAAUGAAGUUCAUAAGGUCAAAAAGUACAAACAUGGAUUUAUCCGCGAUCCUAUGGUAAUGAGCCCGGAAAACAACGUAGCUGAUGUUUUGGAGGCUAAAAAGAAGAAUGGUUUCACUGGAUAUCCCAUCACAGAGCACGGCCGUCUUGGAGAGCGUUUGCUCGGCAUUGUGACAUCAAGGGACAUUGAUUUUCGCGAAGAAGAUGUCGCCUUAAAGCUAAAAGACAUUAUGACCAAGGUGGAGGACAUGGUAACGGCCCCAAGUGGGGUGACAUUACAAGAGGCAAACCACAUUCUUGAAAAAAGCAAAAAAGGAAAGUUACCCAUUGUAAACAAAAAUGGUGAAUUAGUUGCGUUGAUCGCCAGGACCGAUUUGAAAAAGGCCAGAAGCUACCCAAACGCAUCUAAAGAUAGUAAUAAACAAUUACUUGUUGGAGCUGCUAUUUCAACGCGAGAUGACGAUAAAGAGCGGCUGGAGCUGUUGGUGCAAAACGGAGUCGACGUAGUAGUUCUGGAUUCAUCCCAGGGAAAUUCGUCUUUCCAGAUCAAUAUGAUCAAAUAUAUUAAACAAAAAUAUCCGGACUUGCAG